Messenger RNA from Ciona intestinalis (vase tunicate), 2667 nucleotides. The record is from RefSeq and is a predicted model, not a curated record. Lineage: Eukaryota; Metazoa; Chordata; Ascidiacea; Phlebobranchia; Cionidae.
UUGAAUUCCCGGCAUCAACCAUAGGUAGCCUACGAUAGCUAGCCUAGCCUACAGAACUUUCAAAAGCGACUGAUAAGAUUUGCUAGACUUAAAAAAAAGCAAAAAAGUACAUUUUGGAAAGAGUUUAAGAAUAACGGGCGCCGUAAACUAAAAUUUAUUUUGUAAAAUAUCGGAUUUCCCGUGAUGAAUCGAGAGACAAGUAUUAGGCCUAGGAAAAGAAAAUAUAGUGAGGAAUUUUUGAAGUAUGGAUUUACUUUCAUAGUUGACGCAGGAAUUGAAAAGUCACAAUGUGUCAUUUGCAACACAAUUAUGUCAGCCGAAUCGAUGAAGCCCAGCAAAAUGAAACGCCAUUUUGACGCUAAGCAUCCAAACUUUGCGGGCAAGGAUGUCCAGUAUUUUAAGAACAAAGCUGAUUGUGUCAAAAAAAUCAGGCUGGAUUCUGGCGGCAAGUACCAACAGCAAAAUGUGGCAGCCAUUGAAGCUUCAUAUUUGGUGGCUCUCAGAAUCGCCAAAGCCAAGAAACCUCACACCAUUGCCGAGGAGUUGCUGCUGCCAGCAACCAAAGACAUUGUUCGAGUUAUGCUUGGAGCUGAAUAUGUUAACAAACUGAAUACAAUAUCCUUGUUUAAUAACACCGUCAGUAGAAGAUUAGACGACAUGUCUGCUGAUAUUAUGGAGCAAGUAAUCCAGGAAAUGAAAUCAGCUCCACUUGGAAUAUUUAGUAUCCAGCUUGAUGAAUCAACAGAUGUGGCAAACUGUUCUCAGUUACUGGUUUACGUGAGGUACAUUUAUGAAGGUGAUUUCAAAGAUGAGUUUUUUUGCAAACCACUUGAAACGACAACUACUGCACGCGAUGUCUCUGACACAGUUGGAUCAUUUCUGCAAAAUCAUGCCAUUCCUUGGGAAAAUGUUUGUGGUGUUUGCACAGACGGUGCUCCAGCAAUGCUGGGAUGUACGUCUGGAUUUCUACGUUUGGUAAUCAAUGCAUCACCGAAAGCCAUCGGAACUCACUGUAUGAUUCAUCGACAAGUGUUAGCAACGAAGACUUUGCCACAAGAAUUUCAAGAUACAAUGAAAAGCGUUGUAAGUGUCGUGAAUUUUGUAAAAGCUAGUACUUUAAACAGCCGCCUAUUUUCAAAAGUUUGCAGUGAGUUGGAUGCAUCCAAUAAUGUUCUGUUAUUUCACACUACUGUGAGAUGGUUGUCCAGAGGCUAAGUUUUGAAACGUGUUUUUGAUCUUCGUGAUGAAUUAAACAUUUUUAAUCAAAAAUCUAAACCACAGUUUGAAGCACUUUUCGGCGACAAAAACCAACUUCACAAAAUUGCUUACUUGGUUGACAUCUUUGCAAUUUUAAAUGAGUUAAAUUUGUCUCUCCAAGGACCAAAUGCAACAUGCCUAGAUUUGUCAGAAAAGAUCCGUGCAUUCAAGUUGAAACUUCAACUUUGGCAAAAAAAAUUGGAUGAAAAUAGAAUUUACAUGUUGCCGAACUUAUCUGCUUUCUUUGAGGAAAAUGAAAUUUUUGAAGAAGAAAUUUCAAGAUAUUUACCUGACACACCAUUUGCACUCGCUAGAAGCCCAUUCACCAUCAGAGUUGAAGAUGUUCCUGAGAAUGCACAAGAGGAGUUCAUUGAACUCAUUACCAGCGAUGCAGCAAAAACUGAUUUUUCUUCAAUGUCAGUUACUAAAUUUUGGAUCAAGAGUUUGCAGUCAUAUCCCGUUCUGUCUGAGAUCGCAUUGCGCCUGAUUCUUUCUUUUCCAACAACAUACCUUUGUGAAACAGGCUUUUCAAGCUUGUUGGUUAUCAAAUCUAAAUACAGGAGCAGACUUGAUGUAGAAGAUGAUCUUCGUUGUGCUCUUGCAAAGACUGCUCCAAGGAUUUCAGAUCUGGCUAAAAAGAAGCAAGCAAAGCCUUCUCACUGAAAAAAUUGUUGUGUUGAUAAGUUGAUUUGUUGUGUUGUUUAAGUUGAUUUGUUGUGCUGUUUAUUUAUUUAGAAGUCAAAUUUAAUAUAUAGCCUAGUAGCCUACUAGAUAGCUCCAAAAGUGCAGUGAAGGAGGAUCAACCCAACUAAUUUUAUCCUUGGGGUCACCGCAACUUGGCAAAUGUUAUAAAAGGGUCACGGCACCAAAAAGGUUGGGAACCGCUGGUUUAGGGCAUGGGGUUAAGGUUUUCACUAGCAUAAAACAGCGCGAAAAACUAAAAAGGAAGGGUAUAACGUGCCGUAACGUACGUACUGUUGUGACGUUACAUACCGCGAUUGUGACGCAAUAAAUGGUUAACCUUACGCAAGUCAGGCGAAUUAUGCAAGCGAAGCCUCCAAGCAUGUUUUCGCGCAUUUUCAGUUAAUUUUCGACACGAAAGCCCGACUUUUUUUGCAAAACAGCAGGUAGCUAAGUGUUUGGUAUUUUUAAUGCAAAGAUUGUUAAAACAUGAAGUAUUUAAAAAUUUGAUGCGGCAUUUUCAACGAAAGCCAGGGGCGGCAGCAUAUGCUCCUACGCCUCUUGUCAAACUGAAAAUCACGUAGUUCAGUUCAAUCCAAAAGGUUGAUCUAUUGGGCCGAACCACUAUUAGCGGGUUGCAGAACCAAGGUGAUCCUAGAAUACAGAUAUUUUAGCGGCCAUUUUCGAUACCUUCUACUGGUGCCACCAACCUAAAAUUUGGACACUGUA